AUGUCGCUGCCUCGCGCUCUGCAAGGCGGGUUUGCUCCUUCGGAACUCCAGUUCGGCCCAGAACAAGAUGUCCUCGUCGAGAUCGUGCCGCUCUUCCGAAUGCAAACGCCGUUCCGACUGACAGGCAAAUUGAACGGCAAGAGUCGUACCGUCGGCCCUUUUGAGCCUCCCAGACGAGCUCGAAUACCACUAUGGCUGGCCGUCACGCUCAAAAGGAAAAGGAAGUGCCGAAUCGUCGCGCCGCCAUGGAUGCUGCUAGAGAAAUUAGAGGAGCUCUUGCGAGAGGACACGACAUCGCUGGGCUUCAGUGCGCUGCCAUUCUGCUAUAUGGAGAUAUCGCGCGUGUUGCUCGAGGUCGCCUCGGACGACAUCCCCGAUGCUGCCAGGAUACGCAUGAUCCUUAAAGACCUCCGAGAGGUCAGGCAAAGCAAGACACGCAGAGGUGUCGAAGCAAUCAAUACGACUCAUCUCGAGAUGACCAACAUCUCCCAACUCGAGCUCAACGAGAUCCGGCCCUUCUUCACGCUAGCAAUGAAGCGGAUGAUUGCACUCGAUCCCGGCGAUCCGAGUGGCAAGAUUCACGACGAGCUAUGA
Messenger RNA from Mixia osmundae IAM 14324, 594 nucleotides. RefSeq lists its product as uncharacterized. NCBI's taxonomy places the organism in Eukaryota, Fungi, Basidiomycota, Mixiomycetes, Mixiales, Mixiaceae. The transcript is spliced from 4 exons. Gene Ontology annotation, cellular component: GINS complex; nucleus. The record is from RefSeq and is a predicted model, not a curated record. Gene Ontology annotation, biological process: DNA replication; double-strand break repair via break-induced replication. Bases 1 to 594 code for a protein of 197 amino acids.